Messenger RNA from Camellia sinensis, 3143 nucleotides. The record is from RefSeq and is a predicted model, not a curated record. Lineage: Eukaryota; Viridiplantae; Streptophyta; Magnoliopsida; Ericales; Theaceae.
UAAACCAACCGCACCGGAGGAGAGAGAAGAUCGAACCCUGACGGAGUCGAUAGCGACUCACUCUGCACAUGAGAGAGAGAGAGAGAGAGAGAGAGAGAGAGAGAGAGGAAGAGGAGAUGAGUUGUUCUGUGUAGUCUAAUGGAUUCGCACAAUUCGACCACGAUUAUCACCUGUUAUCUAUGAUUCUCUGCUUCGUCAAUCGAAAUCACUCAAAUUUCGCAAACAAAAAGAUGCUGAAUUGAUCGUCCCCGCCACAAUGAACCCAUUCUCGGCCACAAUGCAUGUGAUUUGUAGCCCUAGAACUGGCUCAGACACUUCAAUUUCAGCUUGAACCACCUUAUACAUGCUCUUUGCUUGCUGUUUCGGCACAAAACCCUAACCGAGUCUCUGGACCGAUAUGCGAAGUGGCUUUUUGGAUUUUUAUGGAAAAGACGGGCAAAAAAACGGAGACAAUGGUUUGACAACAUGCAGUGAUUUUUUUCACUAAAAUGUUUGGUUCCAAAACAUUAAUUUCGAUACUGAUAUGAAUAGAGAAGAGCUUGGGAAUGUCAUGAAUGUGAGAGUCAAACCAGCAGGUGGAUUCGUUGUGAAAAAUAAUGGCCAUAGAGAGGAUGAAGGAGAGUCCAAGCUUGAACCACAUGUGGGGUUAGAGUUUGAUUCAGCAGAAGAGGCACAGGAGUUUUAUAAUUUAUAUGCAGCACAAGCAGGGUUCAGAAUUAGGAUUGGUCAGUUGUACAGGUCUAGAGUUGACGGAGCGGUUAUUUCUCGAAGAUUUGUGUGCUCAAAGGAGGGUUUUCAAACCAACUCUAGAACAGGUUGUCCAGCAUUCAUAAGGGUACAAAAAAGUGAUUCUGGGAAGUGGGUUCUGGCCAAUAUCAAGAAAGAGCACAAUCAUGAGCUCGGACUUCCAGGGGAAAUUCGUCCACCCCAUAUACAAAGGAAAGUCCUUCCAGCUCCAAAAUCGCCAAUUGUAGUGUCCUCCAGGACAGGAAUAAGAUCACUUGAGGAGGAGGAUGGACACCCAAGCCCAUCAGGUGUCAUUGAUGUCAAACGCCUUAAGAGGGAAGAAACGGAAGGAAUACCACACAAAGUAGAACCAUACAAAGGUCUUGAAUUCGGUUCUGCUAAUGAAGCAUACAAAUUUUACUAUGCAUAUGCAGCUGGUACAGGGUUCAAAGUCCGGAUUGGUCAGUUGUUUCGUUCAAAACAUGAUGGAUCAAUUACAUCUCGAAGAUUUGUGUGCUCAAAGGAAGGGCAUCAGCACCCUUCAAGAGUAGGUUGUGGUGCAUUCAUGAGGAUACAGAGGCAAGAAUCAGGAAGAUGGGUAGUUGAUCGUCUUCAAAAAGAACACAAUCAUGAUCUUGAUUCUCCGAUGGAUGCUAGUAGACUAAUUAGUGCUGCUCCGAAGGGAUUUAGAGAUGAAGUAAGUAGUGGAUUGGAAAACUUGGAUUUAGUUGAAACAAAUGGUGGCAUAAACCUUGUCAAAAGAGGCCGUCAAAGUAAUGUUGGAAGCGAUUGGUAUCCUGUGCUUCUUGAUUAUUUUCAGUCUCGUCAAGCAGAAGAUACAGGGUUCUUCUAUGCUGUAGAAGUUGAUGAUGGCAAAUGCAUGAGCCUUUUUUGGGCUGAUGGCCGGUCUAGGUUUUCAUGCAGUCAAUUUGGGGAUGCCAUUGUUUUUGAUACAGCAUACAGGAGCAGUAGUUAUUUGGUGCCGUUUGCUUCAUUUAUUGGAAUUAACCACCAUAGGCAACCAAUGCUUCUUGGGUGUGCUUUGAUUGCCGAUGAAUCAGAGGAAUCUUUUACUUGGGUGUUUCAAACAUGGCUUAGGGCAAUGUCCAGGCGCUGUCCUUUGUCGAUAAUAGCUGAUCAAGAUAAGGCCAUCCAACAUUCAAUUGCACAAGUUUUUCCUGGAACGCAUCAUCGUUUUUCUACAUGGCAAAUUAAAGCGAAGGAACAGCAGUAUUUGGGUGCACUGCUUUCCAUAAAUACCGAGUUCAAAUAUGAAUACGAGACUUGCAUUUGUCAGAGUCAGGCACCUAGUGAAUUUGAUUCUGCAUGGAACGUACUUCUUAACAAAUAUGACUUGAAGGAGAAUGCUUGGUUGAAAGAAAUGUACAGAACGCGCAAAAGUUGGGUUCCAUUGUAUAUAAGGGGUACGUUCUUUGCAGGGAUCCCUAUGGAUGGAAGCAUGAAAUCAUUUUUUGGUACGUUUCUGAGUGCCCAAACUCCCCUUAACGAAUUUGUUUUACGAUAUGAAAAAGCUCUUGAGCAACGUCGUGAGGAGGAAAAAAAGGAGGAUUUUAACUCAUUUAACAUGCAAUCUGUUUUGCACACAAAAGACCCCAUAGAAGAACAAGGUAGAAGGCUUUACACAAUCACAAUGUUCAAAGCAUUCCAGAAAGAGCUUUUGGAAUGCUACAGUUAUGUUGGAAUAAAGAUCAAUGUGGAAGGUGCUAUUAGUAGAUAUUUGGUGCAGACGUGUGGGAAUGGGGAGGCAAGGAAUACUGUUGCCUUCAAUGCAUCGAACCUUAAUGUUAGUUGUAGUUGUAAAAUGUUUGAAUUUGAAGGUGUGCUUUGUAGACAUGCGUUAAAAGUAUUCCAAAUAAUGAACAUAAGGGAACUUCCAUCUCGCUACAUCUUGCACCGGUGGACAAAAAGUGCCAAGUAUGGUAUUCUACGGGAUGUUGAUUCAGGAGGUGGCUCUCAAGAUUUCAGGCCCUUGAUGCUGUGGAGUUUAAGAGAAGAAGCUCGUAACUUUAUCGAGUCGGGGGCUGCAUCUCUAGAAAGAUACAAACUUGCUUUUGAGAUUAUGCAAGAGGGUAGAAGAAAUCUUUGUUGGCCAAACUGAGAAGUAUCCUGGACAAAGGCAACCAAAGAUAGCAGAAUGACAGAGUUUAUGAUGUUUGACUGGUGGUGACUGUUUGAGGUCUCAUGCUCAGACUGGUAACCUGGAUUUUGUGUUUGCUACUCAUUUUGAAAGCAGAAGAAUAUGUAGUAUACACAGAAUCAGCUAUCUUUUUUUGUCAUUGUGUUCUUGAUCCUGUUUUGUUUGAAAGAUUGACUGGAAUUCUCUCAUGUUCAUUGGUUGUUAAAUUGGUGGUUAUAUUUCUUCAGCAUAUGAAAACAAAAAAGGAAAUUGAUUUCAA